UUCGUGUGCGCCGCCAAGCAGCAGAACAAACUGUUCUGUCCCACCGGCGUUUUAUUCGGCAACAAGAAGGUCGAGCGGAGACAAGCGGCAUUAUUGGACUGAAAAAACUACAACAACAACAACAGAAAUAAAUCGCUACUAAUAAAUGUUGGCUGACUCGCGAUGUCAGGCAGUUAGUCAUGUUCCCGCUCUUUGUCGCGUCCAUUCGGACUCUUACGAAAGCCUGCUAGCUAGCUAGCGUCACUGGUUACGUUGACAGCGAGCUAACGAUAUUAUUUUUUAAAAAAAAUAUAUAUUUUUUUUACCAUUUUGGCGGAGGUUUUUCUUUCCGCUGCUGCUUCCAUGGCGAGCGCCCGGAGGUUGCCCAUGGGUGUGCGGACCUUCAGCGACUAUCUCCAGCUGGCUGUCGGCGGCUCUCCUCGCUCGUGCCGGCCGGCGGUGACCCGGAUGUGCAGCCCACUAAAUAUCAGACAUUUGUCCUCCUGCGGCAUCCUGAUGACCAGGUCUCCCAGAGCGCUGUGCCUCCACGACUGGGACGCGACCAUGGCGAGUCUUCCUCCAAGCCGCAACUUCAUCAGCCUCACCAACAAGAGGAAGGAGUACUCGGAGCGCAGGAUACUCGGCUUCUCCAUGCAGGAGAUGUACGAGGUGGUGGCCAAGGUGGACGACUACAAACAUUUUGUCCCCUGGUGCAAGAAGUCUGUGACGGUGGCGAAGCGGGCGGGUCACUGCAAGGCCCAGCUGGAGGUGGGCUUCCCCCCGGUGGUGGAACGCUACACCUCCAUGAUCACCUGCGUCAGACCUCACCUGGUCAAGGCGGUGUGCACAGACGGCAGGUUGUUCAACCACCUGGAGACCAUCUGGCGCUUCAGUCCCGGCAUCCCCGGCUACCCUCGCACCUGCACCGUCGACUUCUCCAUCUCCUUCGAGUUCCGCUCGCUGCUGCACUCGCAGCUGGCCACCAUGUUCUUCGACGAGGUGGUCAAGCAGAACGUGGCCGCCUUCGAGCGCCGCGCCUGCAAGCUCUACGGCCCGGAGACCCGAAUCCCGCGGGAGCUCAUGUUCCACGAGGUGCACCAGACGUGAUGUCAUCCAGGCCUUCAAGUCCCGCCCCCUCCUCAAGCAAGUCCACGCCCGGGCCCCGCCCCCUGCGGUCUACCUCCACUCACGUGCAAGAAGAGAAAUAAACCACAAGGUGACGAAGAACAAAAACACGCUUUUAUUUUUAUUUUCCAAAGCCAUCAGACUUUUAUUGUGAAGGGGAGGACGCGUCCUCCUCCAAUUUGAGUUGAAAUGUUUUAUUUUUCUUCUAAAUAGAAGCUUUGAGGCAUUGAAUUCCUUUAAAUGUAUUUUUCAUUUUAUGUGCCAACUCCAGCUUGUCUGCUUUUAAGGAGCUUAAAAAGCUUUUAAGGGACAAAAACGCUUUUUUUCCUGUUUGUGUGCGUGCGUUUUUUUUUUCCUGGUCCCGACACUUUUAUCUGGAUUUUUAAAAAGUUGCACGAAAACAAAAACGACGCUAUUGUUUGCACAUGUGGAGGACAAGAAAUGGUCGACAGUCUGUCAAAGGUCGGUGGACGGCCGUUAAAAAAAAAUCGUAUUUAUAUUUUUAACGCAGCGUUGCACUAAAGUCCGGAGCCCAUUUGACUUUUUAGUUAUGGAUACAGGCCCAAAAUAUUUUAUCUGAAAAAAGCCCCAAAUUUUCCCUAAAUUUAUAUUUAUAAAGCCCGACUGACUGCAUUUUUGGGAUAUUUUUUCAUCCUCAAAACUAUUUUUUGAGUUUUUUCCUACAACAAAAACUAAUUAUAUUUUCUUCCUCUGGAAUUAUUUUUUAUAUUUUUUUUAAAUACGUUUUUGGUUAAUUGAGUAAUAAAAAUACAUUUGUAUAGAAGUACAAAAAAACACCACAAAAACUUAAUUUAUCGUGAUUUUGUUAAUUAAAAAAAGGUGGCUUUUUUUUGGGAAAAUUAAAGGAACAUUUUUUUUUGUUUUUUUUCUUUUAUUUGGUAUGUUAAGCAUUUAUUUGAGCACAUUAUGCAGGGAAGGAAGUAGAAUUUGUGACUGAUUUGUUAAAAAUAAAAAAAUGGCUAAUUGAGUAAGAAAACAAACAAAAAUAUAUAGAAGUAACCCAAAAAAACACAAAAAAAUUUAUUUUUAAAAAAUUGAAUGUUUCCAAAAUAAGAUAAAAAAAAGGAUGUGCCACAAAAUAAAAGCAUUGUUACUUACUAUUGUUUUUUUUUUUUUUUAAUUUGGUAUGUUAAGCAUUUAUUUGAACACAUUAUGCACGGAAGGAAGUAGAAUUUGUGACUGAUUUGUUAAAAAUAAAAAAAUUGGUUUAUUGAGUAAGAAAACAAACAAAAAUGUAUGGAAGUAACAAAAAAAAACACAAAAAUUAUUUUUUUAAAAUUUAAUGUUUCCAAAAUAAAAAAAAAAAAGGAUGUGCCACAAAAUAAAAGCAUUGUUACAUACUAUGUUUGGUUUUUUUUUUUUCUUUUAUUUGGUAUGUUAAGCAUUUAUUUGAGCACAUUAUGCAGGGAAGGAAGUAGAAUUUGUGACUGAUUUGUUAAAAAUAAAAAAAAUGGCUAAAUGAGUAAGAAAACAAACAAAAAUAUAUAGAAGUAACCAAAAAACACACACAAUUUUUUAUUUUUAAAAAAUUGAAUGUUUCCAAAAUAAAAGAGAAAAAAGGAUGUGCCACAAAAUAAAAACAUUGUUACACACUAUUGUUUUUUUUUAUUUUUAAUUUGGUAUGUUAAGCAUUUAUUUGAACACAUUAUGCAGGGAAGGAAGUAGAAUUUGUGACUGAUUUGUUAAAAAUAAAAAAUUGGGUAAUUGAGUAAGAAAACAAACAAAAAUGUAUAAAAGUAACAAAAAAAAACGCAAACAUUUUUAUUUUUUAAAAAUUGAAUGUUUCCAAAAUAAAAUUAAAAAAGGAUGUGCCACAAAAUAAAAGCAUUGUUACAUACUAUGUUUGUUUUUUUUUUUUUUCUUUUAUUUGGCAUGUUAAGCAUUUAUUUGAACACAUUAUGCAGGGAAGGAAGUAGAAUUUGUGAAUGAUUGUGAAAAAUAAAAAAUUGGUUAAUUGAAUAAGAAAACGAACAAAAACGUAUAGAAGUAACCAAAAAAACACAAAAAUUGUUUUUAUUUUUAAAAAAUUGAAUGUUUUCCAAAAUAAAAUAAAAAGAUGUGCCACAAAAUAAAAGCAUUGUUACAUACUGUUUCUUUUAUUUGGUAUGUUAAGCAUUUAUUUGAACACAUUAUGCAGUGAAGGAAGUAGAAUUUGUGACUGUUAAAAAUAAAAAAUUGGUUAAUUGAAUAAGAAAACGAACAAAAAUGUAUAGAAUUGCCCCCCACCCCCAAAUUUUUUUUAAUUUAUUUUAAUAAAUGUUUUCCAAAAGAAAAAAAAAAAAAAAGGAUGUGCCACAAAAUAAAAGCAUUGCUACAUACGGUUAUUUUUGUUUUUUUUCUUUUAUUUGGUAUGUUAAGCAUUUAUUUGAAAACAUUAUGCAGUGAAGGAAGUAGAAUUUGUGACUGAUUGUUAGAAAUAAAAAAAAUGGUUAAUUGAAUAAGAAAACGAUCAAAAAUGUAUAGAAUUACUCCCCCAAAAAAUUGUUUUUUAUUUUUUUUAAUUAAAUGUUUUCCAAAAGAAAAGAAAAAAAAGGAUGUGCCACAAAAUAAAAGCAUUGCUAGAUACUAUGUUAUUUUUUGUUUUUUUUCUUUUAUUUGGUAUGUUAAGCAUUUAUUUGAGCACAUUAUGCAGGGAAGGAAGUAGAAUUUGUGACUGUUAAAAAUAAAAAAUUGGUUAAUUGAAUAAGAAAACGAACAAAAAUGUAUAGAAUUGCCCCCUCCCCAAAUUUUUUUAAAUUUUUUAAAAUUAAAUGUUUUCCAAAAGAAAAAAAAAAAAAGAUGUGCCACAAAAUAAAAGCAUUGCUACAUACUGUUAUUUUUGUUUUUUUUCUUUUAUUUGGUAUGUUAAGCAUUUAUUUGAACACAUUAUGCAGUGAAGGAAGUAGAAUUUGUGACUGUUAAAAAUAAAAAAUUGGUUAAUUGAAUAAGAAAACGAACAAAAAUGUAUAGAAUUACCCCCCCCCCAAAAAAUUGUUUAUUUUUUUUAAUUAAAUGUUUUCCAAAAGAAAAAAAAAAAAAAAGGAUGUGCCACAAAAUAAAAGCAUUGCUACAUACUAUGUUAUUUUUGUUUUUUUUCUUUUAUUUGGUAUGUUAAGCAUUUAUUUGAGCACAUUAUGCAAGGAAGGAAGUACAAUUUGUGAUUGAUUGUUAAAAAAAAAGGCUAUUAGAAUAAGAAAACGAACAAAAAUGUAUAGAAGUAACAAAAAAAUAUAUACAAAAUUAAUUGAUCGUGUUUUUCUUAUUUUAAAAAAAUUGCUUUCCAAAAUAAAAGGAAAAACAUUUAUUUGGUAUGUUAAGCAUUUAUUUGAGCACAUUACACAGGGAAGGAAAUAUAAUUUGUGAAUUAUUCUUUUUUUAAAAACAAAAUAAUACAAGAAAAGGAAUACAAAUGUCUAAAAGUACCAAAAAAACACGAACAAAUUAAUUGAUCGUGUUUUCCUUAUUUUUAAACAUUUGAAAGUUUUCCAAAAUGAAAGAAAAAAAAAGAUGUGCCAGAAAAUAAAAGCAUUGUUACAUACUAUGUUUAUUUUUUUCUUUUAUUUGGUAUGUUAAGCAUUAUUUAUUUGAACACAUUAUGCGGGGAAGGAAGUAGAAUUUGGGACUAUUGAUUGUAAAAAAAAAAAAAAAACUACGCUGGGAGGUUAAGUUUUUUUUUUUUUUUUUUUUGGAGGAUUUGAGGCACCUGGAAAAGUUGUGGAAUGAAUCACGUGACAAGUGGGUCAAAGGUGAAGCCAUCACCCGUGUAUGUAUGACAUAUAAAUAUAUAUUGUUUACCUAGCUAGAUGCCCCAAACAGCUGUCAUGUAUCAGACGUGUAUAUUGUACAUUAUUCUGUCUUUACGUCUUGUACAAUAAACACUGAAACAACAAAAAAGUUGCCUCAUAAUUCCCACACAAGUUGAAGUGUAACUGCUCAAAAUCAACAAAUGAAAGAAAAAGUCACGCAUA
Messenger RNA from Nerophis ophidion (straightnose pipefish), 5072 nucleotides. RefSeq names its product coenzyme Q10A (gene coq10a). The record is from RefSeq and is a predicted model, not a curated record. Gene Ontology annotation, molecular function: ubiquinone binding. Gene Ontology annotation, biological process: ubiquinone biosynthetic process; cellular respiration. The transcript has 5 exons. Gene Ontology annotation, cellular component: mitochondrion. Bases 343 to 1086 code for a protein of 247 amino acids. Lineage: Eukaryota; Metazoa; Chordata; Actinopteri; Syngnathiformes; Syngnathidae.